UAGAGUUAAUAUUAACCUGUAUAAAUAACCUAGUUCCCGCCCAAACACAACCUUCACUCUCAAUCUCAAUUCUCAACCAUCAAUGGAGACUGAAUAUGUGCCGGUUCACUUGGAAUCUCUAGCGGCUUUUCUGAUUCGCCACCACUCGGAUCAGCUCCGCUCCAUUACUCUUUCUCCAGACCCCAAACUCCAUUACCCUCUCUACAUUGAUUAUGCAGAGCUAAUGGACGAGGAUCCUCCGCUUGCCCACCUCAUCUUUUCCAAACCAACUCACUACUUGCGUUUCUUCGAUGAUGCCGCCGUCUGGGCUCAUAAAAUCAUAUUUGACAAGUUAAAGGUUUCUGAGAAAGGAGUUGAGAAGAAAUUCAUUCAUGUUCGUAUCAGCAUCGGUGGUUCUCCGCUUGAAUGUCCUGAAACGUUUCUAAGUAUUGGACGUGUGAGAGUGAAGCACUAUGGAAUUCUUCUAACACUUAAGGGGACUGUUAUCCGGUCAGGAGCAACCAAAAUGUAUGAAGGCGAGAGGAUAUACAUGUGCAGGAAAUGCAAACACAUGUUUCCAGUGUAUCCUGAGUUGGAAACAAGGAACUCCAUACUACUACCAUCCAGUUGCCCCUCUCAGAAGUCCAAAUCUUGUGAAGGGACAACUUUCCAGUAUGUAGAAAAUACUAUAAUAUGCCACGAUUAUCAGGAAAUCAAAAUUCAAGAAAGUACACAAGUUUUGGGUGUUGGGGUCAUUCCUCGUUCAAUUCUAGUAAUUUUGAAGGAUGAUCUUGUUGACAUUGUUAAAGCUGGAGAUGAUAUCAUUGUGACUGGCACUUUGACAGCAAAGUGGUCUCCCGAUUUAAAAGAUGUACGCUGUGACCUGGAUCCUGUAUUAAUCGCUAAUCAUGUGAGGAGAACUCAUGAGCUGAAAUCAGACAUUGAUAUCCCCGAUGAUGUUAUCAAGCAAUUCAAGCAGUUCUGGACAGAAUUUAAAGAUACCCCACUGAAAGGGAGAAACGCUCUUCUGCGAGGCAUUUGCCCACAAAUAUUUGGACUCUUCACUGUGAAGCUGGCAGUUGCAUUAACACUAAUUGGAGGUGUGCAACAUGUUGAUGCUUCUGGGACAAAGGUUCGGGGAGAGUCUCACUUGCUUCUUGUUGGUGAUCCAGGUACUGGAAAGUCUCAGUUCCUGAAAUUUGCAGCAAAGUUAAGCAACCGAUCAGUUAUCACUACUGGGUUGGGAAGCACUAGUGCUGGAUUGACUGUUACUGCUGUAAAAGAUGGAGGAGAAUGGAUGUUAGAAGCCGGAGCCCUAGUUUUGGCUGAUGGAGGUCUUUGCUGCAUUGACGAAUUUGAUAGCAUGAGGGAACAUGACAGAGCGACAAUACAUGAGGCAAUGGAGCAGCAGACUAUCAGUGUUGCCAAGGCUGGCCUUGUGACCACUCUAAGUACUAGGACCAUUGUCUUCGGUGCAACAAAUCCUAAAGGGCAUUAUGAUCCUGAUCAACCGCUCUCUGUCAAUACAACACUCUCUGGUCCCUUAUUGAGCAGAUUUGACAUAGUCCUUGUCCUUCUUGACACGAAGAAUCCUGAGUGGGAUGCAGUUGUAUCAUCUCACAUUCUUGCCGAGGGAGAACCAGGUAAAGGAAAUCAUGAUGAAAAUAUAGAAAAUAUCUGGCCACUUUCAAUGCUGCGCAGGUAAGUCAUUCCUUUAACAGAGAAUGACAUGAGGUCUCUUAAGUAUCAGACCUUUUAAAAUAUAUGAAACUACAUUUUCACUAAUUUCACUUAUAUCAUUUGGUGUUUUUCAAUUUCUGUGGCUAAUGACUGGAAUAUGACAGCAAAAAUGGUGCUUUGCACUCAGAUUUUAGUGGUAUAGAUAUGGGGAGACUAUAAUGUACAUAUGCUGUAUAAUGUGUUUGGAGUAUCACGGUGUAUAUAUGUUAAGCAUUGUACUAUUUUUGCACCUGAAACUGUUGUAGCACCUAUCAAUCUAGAGGGCAUUAUAUUAUUUAUAUAUAGUCUUCUCCCGUGGCCGAUUAUAUUUUUUUACCUUAACACUUCUCCUAAACUCAUUCAUGCAUGAGUCCGCUCUUAAAGACAAGAGUUGAUAGAAGUUCGUGAAAUAUAAUCUUUAAUUGAACUCAUUUGAUGGAAAAAGGAAAAAUUCAUGAACUCUUAUCAACUUUCCUGUCUUCUAUAAUAAAUUGUGGCACAUUAUCUCUUUGAUAAUUUCUUAUCUUUUCUCCUGUUGAAAUUUAUUGACAACCAAUGUUAAAUUGUGAACAUAACAACUUUUCUUUGUUAUCUCUUUAUCUUUUAGUCAGAUAUGUGGAGAGUUUUUUUUUUUUUUUUUCCCCUGUCUAUCAUUGUUUAUCUUUCAUAAUUCCUAUUUAUGUUAGAUGUGCAUAUUCUGAUCAAUCUUUUCCUCUCUUUUUCUUUACCCUUGUGUCAAUCCUUUUUGUUUUUCAGUGAAUUGGUUCACUGUUUUGGGAUUAAUCUAAGGUUAUUUUCUUAUUUUGGCUAAGGUAGGAUAGGUGCAUAU
Molecule: messenger RNA, 2527 nt
Organism: Pistacia vera
Lineage: Eukaryota; Viridiplantae; Streptophyta; Magnoliopsida; Sapindales; Anacardiaceae
Product: probable DNA helicase MCM9
Exons: 17
Coding region: 83-1684 (533 amino acids)
Biological process (GO): double-strand break repair via homologous recombination
Cellular component (GO): MCM complex; nucleus
Molecular function (GO): ATP binding; single-stranded DNA binding; single-stranded DNA helicase activity
Source: RefSeq, a predicted model, not a curated record